Uranotaenia lowii is the source of this 953-nucleotide messenger RNA. RefSeq lists its product as uncharacterized. Gene Ontology annotation, biological process: negative regulation of ribosome biogenesis; negative regulation of translation. Gene Ontology annotation, cellular component: mitochondrion. The transcript has 2 exons. The coding region runs from base 96 to 863 and encodes 255 amino acids. The record is from RefSeq and is a predicted model, not a curated record. NCBI's taxonomy places the organism in Eukaryota, Metazoa, Arthropoda, Insecta, Diptera, Culicidae. Gene Ontology annotation, molecular function: ribosomal large subunit binding.
UUUGACUCAAAAUUAUUGAUCUGUUGCUGAAAUCUAUUUUUCGUGUUAAAUUAUUGUUUUGAACCAGAAAAAAACAUAGUAUAUUUUUAUGAAAAAUGGCUUUAAAAUCUCUUACAUCAAAAUUGUGUAGAAUAUCCCGAAUAAUACCAAGUAGAUUAUUUCACGACGAGUUCAGUUCACCAUCCCCGCUCAGCAAGAAGCCCAAUACACAGGAUUCCAGCAGCGUUCCAGCUGCCGGAUCGAUCGCUAAUAAAUAUCAGGUGUUCCGUGAUGUAGACGCAGCGGUGAUUUUGGAUGUGGAAGAAGAACGCCAAAUGCAUCGCCAGUUACAGGAUGAAAUUGAUGUUCAGGAGAAUAAGGAACAUAACACCUUACCCAAUAUUUACAACGGGAUCAACCUUCAACGUGGCAAAACUGGAGUUUAUGAUAUUGAAGACCUAAUAACUGUACUGCGAUUGAAUAAUGCGGAAGAUAUAUUUGUAUGUGCAGUCCCAAAAGAAAUUAAAUACGUAGACUUUAUGUGCAUCGUUACGGGUAUGAGCUUCCGGCACAUGCGUGGUAUUGCGGAGUUUGUAAGAAAGGUGUACAAAAUGAAAAAGGGCGCAUUGGACAUAAUACCAAAAAUCGAAGGCGAAAACAGCAGAGAAUGGAUGGCGCUGGACUUGGGUAACAUUGCUCUUCACAUAUUUACAGACACUGCCCGAGAGCAGUACGACUUAGAAUCACUGUGGGCUGUAGGGGCCAGAUAUGACCGAGAAUGUAACAAACCUGCUGAAGAGCUUGUAGAACUAUUUGAACGACAUUCAGUUUACUUAAAUGAUCUAAAACCACUGAGUAAAGAAAAUUUUGUUGAAAAAACCUAAAUAACUUUAUUAUAAUAGGAUUAACCAGUUACUUUGGCUAUUAAUUAAUAGAAUCUUUAUAAAAUAAAUUAAUAAAAAACAGUAAAACAA